AUGCCGCUUCCAAAACCAGAACCGCCUUGUGAUCUACCAGUACCAAAACCGGAACCACCAUGCGAUUUACCAGCUCCAAAACCUGAACCACCAUGCGAUUUACCAGUACCAAAACCUGAACCACCAUGUGAUAUACCAGCUCCAAAACCUGAACCACCAUGCGAUUUACCAGCACCAAAACCUGAACCACCAUGUGAUAUACCAACUCCAAAACCUGAACCACCGUGCGAUUUACCUGCACCAAAACCGCUACCAUGUGAUUUACCAGCACCUAAACCGGAACCACCAUGCGAUUUACCGGUACCAAAACCCGAACCGUGUGAUUUACCAACACCUAAACCGGAACCACCGUGCGAUUUACCAGUGCCUAAACCAGAACCACCGUGCGAUUUACCAAUACCAAAACCGCUUCCAUGUGACUUACCAGCACCUAAACCGGAACCACCAUGCGAUUUACCGGUACCAAAACCCGAACCGUGUGAUUUACCAGUGCCCAAACCAGAACCACCGUGCGAUUUACCAUUACCAAAACCGGAACCACCAUGCGAUUUACCAUUACCAAAACCGGAGCCACCUUGUGACUUGCCUUUACCUAUGCCUGAGCUACCUUGUGAUUUGCCACAGCUUCCAUUGAUACCAUUGCCACUUCACUAG
Ctenocephalides felis (cat flea) is the source of this 654-nucleotide messenger RNA. RefSeq names its product extensin-like. NCBI's taxonomy places the organism in Eukaryota, Metazoa, Arthropoda, Insecta, Siphonaptera, Pulicidae. The transcript has a single exon. The record is from RefSeq and is a predicted model, not a curated record. Bases 1 to 654 code for a protein of 217 amino acids.